AUGGCACCGACAACAAGGGGCAUGAUAAAGCACGAAAUACGCUGGAACCACUCGAAUAAGUACCCGAGCAUGUUGUACGCCGAUUCAUGGUCUCUUGCCGCGGCAAGGGACGCGUGGGUAUCAAGGACGACAGUGUUUGUGGCUCCGCUGGACGUCUUCCUGACGCGUCCAGAGCACAGGAUCAUGUGCGCAAUGUCUUUUCACGUUGUAGCUUUGAUGAUGAGGCUGUUGCGUUGGUCGGGGCUCGCACCUGUGGUGAGUGUCAUUUGGGAACACUGGCUACGUGGGUUCGUGGACACACGACAAGUGCGGCUUUGGCCACUCCUUUUUCACGGAACUUCUCGAUAA
This is a messenger RNA of Trypanosoma rangeli, 348 nucleotides long. Its product is annotated as L-ascorbate peroxidase/peroxidase. The coding region runs from base 1 to 348 and encodes 115 amino acids. The transcript has a single exon. NCBI's taxonomy places the organism in Eukaryota, Euglenozoa, Kinetoplastea, Trypanosomatida, Trypanosomatidae. The record is from RefSeq and is a predicted model, not a curated record.